CCCUUCCUGCUGCUGCCGCCCGCCGCCGUCCUUUUCCUUCCCCUUCGUCGCUGUUGUCGCCUCUUAUUUUUUGUCUCCCACCCGUUCUCUUAUCUUUCUCCCCUCGCAAUCCAUUCCCUCUCUCGGUGAUCUUCUGCUGAAUAUUCAGAAUGGGUCUUUCUAUCUCAAAGCUUCUCCAGGGCCUCUUUGGCAGAAAGGAGAUGAGAAUAUUGAUGGUCGGUCUCGAUGCCGCUGGAAAAACCACUAUCCUUUACAAGUUGAAGCUCGGUGAGAUUGUCACAACCAUCCCCACAAUCGGCUUCAACGUCGAGACUGUCGAGUACAAGAACAUCUCUUUUACAGUUUGGGAUGUCGGUGGACAGGACAAGAUCCGUCCUCUCUGGCGCCAUUACUUCCAGAACACCCAGGGCAUCAUCUUCGUCGUCGACAGUAACGAUAGAGAGCGUAUGCCCGAGGCGCGUGAGGAGCUCCAGAGAAUGUUGAACGAGGACGAGCUUAGAGAUGCUCUCCUUUUGGUCUUUGCCAACAAGCAGGAUUUGCCUAACGCCAUGAACGCUGCCGAAAUCACAGAGAAGCUUGGUCUCCACUCCCUCAGACAACGAGCCUGGUACAUUCAGGCCACCUGCGCCACCAGCGGUGACGGUCUUUACGAGGGCUUGGAAUGGUUGAGCACAAACCUCCGCAAGCGCUCAUAAAGCUCUGAAGAAAAGCAUACUACCGUUCAGUUGUCCCCGCAGUUAUAUAGUUACCGUCAUUAUCGCGUUGUAUAAUGUGUUUUUCUAUGCUUUUUAUUAGUAGCAAUUUAUGUCAUUUAUUUUUUUGUCUUGUUCUUCCAAUGUCUUUAAUUGAAUUUAUUAAAGCAACUUAUCUAUUUACUCUCUUUGCUUCCAACAAGUUGUUUUAUAAUUGGCUGUUUUUAAUAGCUUUGUGCAUACGCCAAGUAUAUAACCGUCUUUUUUAUCUUCUUAGUUUUACAAGUCGCGUUGCAAGCUUGCAAUCUCUUUCUUAUAUGUACGAAGCCUUUAUAAUAGCGCAGCUUGAUUCUGUUUGUUUUACUUUAUUUUUGGAAAUGGAUUCAUGAUGAGCAACACGCGCCUUUUAUGAUUUGAUUAGUCUCUCUUUUCCUCCAAAAAUAUUAUUCACGAACGACUCUGUAAAGA
Messenger RNA from Myxozyma melibiosi, 1160 nucleotides. RefSeq names its product ADP-ribosylation factor family-domain-containing protein. The record is from RefSeq and is a predicted model, not a curated record. Gene Ontology annotation, biological process: vesicle-mediated transport; intracellular protein transport. Lineage: Eukaryota; Fungi; Ascomycota; Lipomycetes; Lipomycetales; Lipomycetaceae. The transcript is spliced from 6 exons. Gene Ontology annotation, molecular function: GTP binding; GTPase activity. Gene Ontology annotation, cellular component: plasma membrane; cytoplasm. Bases 150 to 695 code for a protein of 181 amino acids.